Messenger RNA from Trichophyton benhamiae CBS 112371, 582 nucleotides. RefSeq lists its product as uncharacterized. Lineage: Eukaryota; Fungi; Ascomycota; Eurotiomycetes; Onygenales; Arthrodermataceae. Bases 1 to 582 code for a protein of 193 amino acids. The transcript has a single exon. The record is from RefSeq and is a predicted model, not a curated record.
AUGUCUAUAAAAGCAGAGAUUCAGGCUCUUCAUCUGGUAGCUUCUUUCUCAUCAUUAUCUUCAGCUUGGGUAAAAAAGACCAACCUCCAUAUCCGAAUACACACUAUGUACGAACAGCCACCUCAUCCCCUGAAGCAAAAUCUUCUCACAUAUCCUAACCAUCGCAUAGUACUCCCGAAACUAACAACCGACAAAAUGAAAUUCACCGCCGCGACCAUCAUAAGUACGGUCUACGCCUCCACCGCCUUUGCCAGUAACGUUAGCUGUGUUUACCAGAAAGGCACCAAGGGAGACCAUAUCGUUGGGCUUAAGGGUGCUGUUCAGGCGUACGGCGGGCAAUACCAUGUCUCUGGAAGAAGCGGCUCUACAUUUGCAACCUAUGGAAGCGCCAAACUGACACUACGUCGUACCGGUGAUCAUCCCUCGGUAAACAGCUAUACCGAUGCUACUACUGUCGCGAACAAAAUCCAAGAAAUCAUUGACUGCUGCUACAACCACGGAUACACUGAGUGUGUUGGAAACGGUGACAUCAUCUCCUUUUCUGACGGCGGCCAUAUCAACGUGAACGUUGCCCACAACUAG